AUGCUCACGCGAGCAGCUCGUCGCAGACAAGCUCUUCGCUAUGCACACAAUGCUGCUGAGCACCUUCAAUUACCAUUCCUGUGCCCGGCGCUCAGGUUUCCUCAUAUUACUGCAAACCAACAACGCCCAAUAGCAUCUCGAACGCUCUCGAGAACACGACCGUUGCCCUCACAGCCAUCGCAGUCCCGACAGCUUGCCUCAGCCGCCCCUUUCCCCGAUCUAUUUGAUCGCAAUGAUGACUACUCGUCAUACUUGCCGCCUCGGGAAUAUCGAUCGGACUCGCUUGGCUCCGGUCUCGCAACACUACCAAAAUGGGACCCUUCUUUACGAGACAUGGUGAAAAUCGAUAAUACUACGUUGGCCCGGCCUGCCAAAGUCAUUGCGCCCAAUCAUCCAGAUGUCGAUAUACGAGGGAACAGCAACGAGAUCGAAACGAACCUGGAUGCGUGCUUGCAGCUAAAGAAAUGGCCACGUGCGAUGACGAACCUUGCCCAGCUCAAGGCCAUCUACUCGGCAGGUAGCGCCGAGUUGCUACGCUCGUACAAUUUCGUCCUGGCCUACAUGGUUGAAGAUUUGGUCGACUCCCAUACUCCGGAAGUGGAACAGAGGAUCACACAGUGGAUUGAACGAGAUAUGAAACAAGCCGGCCUCGAACCAGAUGCGCAAACAUUCGCCUUGGUGAUAAAAGCUUCCUUAGCUGUGCCAUCAAGAUCCAAAAGAGAUCGAACCGUACGGCGAUAUUGGGAUAUGGCCAAACGGUACGAUCUGCAGGGAGAAGUUGGCAAUCUGCGAGAUAUUUUGACCGAGCGAGAUCUUGGGUUGAUCUCACGAAUAUGUCCUCUGGAAGUCGGCGAUUUUCCCGAGUUUGAAGCUCUUGCGUCCGAAAAUCCCGAGAUUAUCCUGAAUGAAGAUGUCCUAUCGCAACAACCAGAUCUUCAAAUUAGGGAAACAGAGCAGAAAGGUACAGGCAUGGCUGCCUUGAGGGAAACGCUCUCUUUGUUCAGUGAUGAAGAAGACCAAACUCGUAUGCGACUGGCAGCCGAACCUGCAGAUAGGGAGGCCCAUGCAUACGAACGACAAGCUCGUCUCGAGCGUGACGCCAUUGCGUCGUCCAUCGCUCGGUGGAAGCGUGAGCAUGAGAAAAUGGCCAAGAUGGGCAUCACGGCCGGACUCAAUUCUGGUCGGAUGGGUGUCUAUAUGUGGCAAUGGCACAAGACUCUCACCACCAAGAUCAUUGCAGAGCUGAAAAAGGUCCAAGAAGCAGAGAAAAAGCCCAAGAAAAAUGCCGAAGAUAAACUUCGCAUGGAGUACGGGCCCUUUCUUCAACAACUAAAGCCAGAGAAGCUUGCCGCUGUCACGGCACUUGGUAUGGUUCAGAUCAUAAACAAAGCCGGCGCUUCUAAGCCCAUCAAGCUCGUUCGAUUAGUGUGUGAGCUCGGCAAGACCAUCGAGUCCGAACACCAUGCUGAAAGGCUGUAUGAGCGUAGUCUCAGAUGGACCAAGAAGAGAAGGCAAGGCCAGACUAUUCCAGAGAUCAUUAAGAAUCUCAACGAGAAUCCGGACAGACCUUCAUCCUGGGGUGUUACGACAAGAGGAAAUCAUCCCGGUGCCCAGAAAUUCUUGCACACGUCUGAAUGGACCACGACCAUACACGUGAAGCUCGGUGCAAUUCUUUGCGAAUUAAUGAUGGACACUGCCAAAAUGCAGAUCACCAAGACCAACGAGAUCACCGGCAAAGAAGUAACAGUCGCGCAACCAGUAUUUCUUCGGCAAACUGUGUUUUCGAAUGGCAAAAAGGUCGGCAUCGUGUCCCUGCACGAAGAGUUCCUCAACUAUCUCGUCAACCAGCCAAGCGCCGAGGUGCUAACCAAGCAGUUGCCGAUGGUCUGCAAACCUCUUCCAUGGACAGACUUCAAUGACGGCGCCUACCUCGGCACAAGGGUACCGGCCUUACGGGUCAAACAUGGAGAAGUCCAGCAAAAGGACUACGCGGUCGCUGCCGCGAACAAUGGCGAUCUGGACCAAAUUCUCCAAGGUCUGCACGUGCUUGGCUCCGUUCCAUGGAAAAUUAACGAGCAGGUCUUCCACGUUAUGAUUCAAGCAUGGAACAAAGGUGAACCGAUCGCCAAUUUGGCUCCGCUGCACAGGCACUUCGACGUUCCUGAGCGACCUCCGGCCGAUGCACCAAACAGAGCAAAACAUGACUGGUUCAGUCGGAUGCGUGAGAUUGAUAACCAGAGAAGCGGUGACCACUCCAAUCGAUGCUUCCAGAACUUCCAGAUGGAAAUCGCCAAAGCAUAUUUACACGAGACCUUCUAUCUUCCACACAACAUGGACUUCCGAGGCCGAGCAUAUCCCAUUCCUCCGUUUCUUAAUCAGAUGGGCGCAGACAAUGCCAGAGGUCUCCUGUUGUUCGCAAAUGGGCGGCCCUUGGGCGAGCAGGGUCUGCGAUGGCUAAAGAUCCAUUUAUCGAAUGUCUUCGGUUACGACAAAGCCAGUCUUUCAGAUCGUGCUCAAUUCCCCAUUGACCACAUCGAAGAAAUUCGCGAUGCGGUAGCGAACCCUCUCGAUGGUCAGAAAUGGUGGUUGAAGGCCGAGGACCCGUGGCAGUGCCUCGCUGCGUGCCACGAACUCGUCAAAGCACUCGACUCCGGAAACCCAGAGGAGUUCGUGUCCCAUCUUCCAGUGCAUCAAGAUGGUUCCUGUAAUGGACUUCAGCAUUACGCUGCUCUUGGUGGAGACGUUGCUGGGGCCCGUCAGGUCAAUCUGGAACCUGGCGACAAGCCGGCUGAUGUGUACACAGGCGUGGCCGAACUUGUCGCGGCAGACGUUGCUAUCGACGCUGCCAACGGGCACGAGAUGGCUAAGCUUGUUGACGGCCGACUGAAGCGCAAAAUCGUCAAGCAAACAGUCAUGACCAACGUAUACGGUGUGACCUUCAUUGGGGCGACGCAGCAAGUCCGCAAGCAGAUUGACGAUCUUUUGCCGGACAUACUAGAGGCUCGCUUGUCAGGGAGAGUCGCGCUAUAUGUCGCUGGGAAGAUCUUCAAGGCGCUGGGUUCUCUGUUCACUGGUGCCCAUCAAAUCCAGUAUUGGCUCGGGGAUUGUGCUAACCGCAUCUCGUCUUCUGUUUCUCCUGCACAGAUGGCCAAGCUUGGCAUGAAAGCAAAUAGCCCUGUGACUGACGACAAAACCGACGACGUGCGCAAGACUUGGAAGAAGAAAUCGAAGAAGGACGACGCGCUCCCCGGGGCUGAGUUCCGCACGAGUGUGAUCUGGACGACACCUUUGAAGCUUCCUGUGGUUCAGCCGUACCGGAAAGCACAAGGAAGUUUGGUGCAGACCAACCUCCAGUCUAUUACGCUGCACGAGCCUACGGCGGCAGACUCGGUCGACAAGCGCAAACAGCUUCAAGCAUUCCCGCCGAACUUUAUUCACUCGCUCGAUGCUACGCACAUGAUACUGUCCGCACUCAAGUCCAAGGAGCUCGGUCUGGAUUUUGCAGCGGUGCACGACAGUUUCUGGACCCAUGCAGCCGACAUCGAUACUCUGAAUCGACUUUUGCGUGAUGGGUUCAUAAGAAUGCACUCUGAAGACAUCAUAGGUCGUCUGGCGGCCGAGUUCAAGAAACGCUACGAGGGCCAUCUCUACAUGGCACAAAUCUUGAAGACAUCGAAGCUUGCGAAGGCCAUCAGGCAGUACCGGACUGACCAUCGCGACGUUCUGGGGUCAAGCAAUGCCAAGAACAUCAAGGCACGCAAGCAUGCCGAGCUACUGCGAGAGAUCGAGAAGAGACAGCUCAUGGCAAGUGAUGAUCCAGAGGAGCGGAGAAAGGGCGAGGAAAUGGUGACAGCAGCAACGCUGUUUGAACGAUACGGGGGCGAAGACUCGCUGAUCCACAAGGACAGUUUGGGACAAACUGCGAUUGCUUCUAUGCCCAAAGGCCCAGAGCAGGCUCAGAUUGCAGAGGCUCUACGGAGUCCUACGGAUGUCGACGUGGACCUCGGAAAAACGCUGAAUCCCCUGGUGGACGACAUGGACGGCGACGCCGAUGACAUCAACAUUGACCAUGACGCGGAAUUGGAAGCCGAUGCUGCAGCUGCGCAAGCUGGAAAGAAGAAGAAGACGCCGUCGGCUGGUAACAACCAGACAUGGCUAUGGUUGCCAUUGACCUUUCGGCCAGUGCCCCAAAAGGGCGCAUUUGAUGUGACGAGGCUGAAGGACUCUCAGUACUUCUUCUCGUAA
Messenger RNA from Cyphellophora europaea CBS 101466, 4245 nucleotides. RefSeq lists its product as uncharacterized. The transcript has a single exon. NCBI's taxonomy places the organism in Eukaryota, Fungi, Ascomycota, Eurotiomycetes, Chaetothyriales, Cyphellophoraceae. The record is from RefSeq and is a predicted model, not a curated record. Gene Ontology annotation, biological process: mitochondrial transcription. Gene Ontology annotation, cellular component: mitochondrial DNA-directed RNA polymerase complex. The coding region runs from base 1 to 4245 and encodes 1414 amino acids. Gene Ontology annotation, molecular function: mitochondrial promoter sequence-specific DNA binding; DNA-directed RNA polymerase activity.